Molecule: messenger RNA, 854 nt
Organism: Durusdinium trenchii
Lineage: Eukaryota; Dinophyceae; Suessiales; Symbiodiniaceae
Source: the annotation of a GenBank genome assembly
GGACUGCUUUGCAUUGUUUUGCUACUAUCGUCCUCGCACGGUCCCUUUGCUGGAGAGCAGCGCGGCCAUCAUGAGGAGGGGUGUCGGCAAACUCUUGCUGCCUUUGCUUGUUGCCGGAGUCUACCACUUCUGCUUGUCGUUUUCCUUGCCCAGAAGUGCAGAACCCAGGCGGUCGAAGCAGCGGACACAUGCAAUGGCGCCGACAUUGGAAAGAGAGGUGCCCAUGGCUCCCUUGCCUUCCAAUCCUUCCGAUCCAUCCUUGUCACAAGAUGAUGAGAACCGGCUGCGGGUGAAUGCUGGCUUGCCGGGCCAGAAUGUUUAUGCCCUCACCACCGAAGCAGACCUGGCCGAGAUGUUGGAGCGCGUGUCCAAGGCUGGCCAGCUAUUGGUCGUGGACUACUAUGCACCUUGGUGCAGGGCAUGUCAGAAGCUGCUGCGCUACAUGCACAAGAUUGCCCGUGAGGAGAAAUUCCGCAACGUGGAAUUUGCAUCCGUGGACUUUGACCGCUCAGAUGAUCUUGUCAAGAGUAGAAGUGUGAAUUCGCCUCAAACUCUGAGUGCAAAGCUGCGCAAACCUGUUAUUGUUUGCACCAGCACUUGCUGGAAGAGUUCCCUAGACAUAAGUACAGUUGUUGGUGUAGCAACUGGUGAUGGUUUCACACUGCAUGGAUGUCAAGGCUUCCGACGAUGGAGAUCUACCGUGGCCAGGAAUUGAAGCAGCGCUGGAGCGGCGCCAAUACCAAAAGGUUUCUCGAACGCCUGGAGAAGGAAGUUGAGAUGCCAAAGGAAGCUAUCGCAAACUGAGGCCUCGGUUGGGCGAACCUGGAAUCAGCAAGCCUUUUGAUGUUGGAAGC